CAUUCCCCAGCGUGCUUUGCGGGGAGGCUGCCUCCCCGUGGGACCCGGAUGAGGAGCAGGCGGCAGAGGAUGGAGGCAGCCUCGCUUCAGCGCCACCGCUCUCUUUCCAAAGGAGCCUCUCCGCCGCCCUGGAAGGACGCCUUCCGACAGCGCUGUGCCGAAAGGCUGAAGAACAGCAGGGCUCGGCUGCUGGAAAGAUACCGAAAAGCAGGAGACAAUGCCACUUUUAGGGAAGAUAAAGAGACCCUUUUGGUGCAAGAAGUGAUGGAGGUGGAAUGGAAGGCAGAGGCCUUUGCAGAGGCACUGGAGGACUCUGAGCUGGCCAUCCUGGAGGAGAUCCAGCAGGAGCUGAUCUGGCAAGAGCAACAACGGGCUGCCAUGGAAGAGGAGUACGAACACAGCCUGCGCUUCGAUGAGGAGAGCCUGAAGGCCACGCUGCAAGGCCUGGAGGAAGGGCUAGGCAUCCUCUGCCCUGUUUGCAGGAGGCACUCGCUUGGUGUGACAAGCCGCUUGGUGGCGUGUCCAUGUGGGUUACGCAUUGCCACACAGGAGAUGACCGAAGACAAGCUCCGCUUGCUGCUGGAUGAGGCCAUGAUGGAACACAACCAGCGUUGUCAUGGAAGCCCCGAAUUUGCCAUUACGAGCAAGAUGGAAGGAGAGGCCACCCUACUCAUGACCUGCAAGGUUUGCGAUUCCUGGGCUGUCAUUUUAUGAUCUUAAUGGCUGACUCCACCAACGCCGCCGUCCUCCAAGAAGCACUGUGUCAAUGAAUGUCUCUGCGAGAUACACGAUGUAUAGAACUGUACAAUGUAUAGAACCAUAAAGAGCACUUGGUGCUUGAUUUUGUGUGUUAAGUUAUAUGGAAUGAUGCUGGGUUGUUUGUUUGUUUUGUUCCACUGCCAAAUAAAGUAUUCCUAUUAAGUCAA
This is a messenger RNA of Anolis sagrei ordinatus, 926 nucleotides long. RefSeq names its product RPA interacting protein (gene RPAIN). Gene Ontology annotation, biological process: protein import into nucleus. Lineage: Eukaryota; Metazoa; Chordata; Lepidosauria; Squamata; Anolidae. Gene Ontology annotation, cellular component: PML body; nucleus. The record is from RefSeq and is a predicted model, not a curated record.